Molecule: messenger RNA, 327 nt
Organism: Phytophthora sojae
Lineage: Eukaryota; Oomycota; Peronosporomycetes; Peronosporales; Peronosporaceae
Exons: 1
Coding region: 1-327 (108 amino acids)
Molecular function (GO): nucleic acid binding; RNA-DNA hybrid ribonuclease activity
Source: RefSeq, a predicted model, not a curated record
AUGCCCACGUCCUUUUCAACACUGCAACCGCUCAUUAUGUCUUUUGACGGUGGUGCACGCGGCCACUCGGACAUCAACGCCUAUGCUUGCUGCGUGUGGUCUGACGACAACACCUUGAUGUCGUGGGCGGCCCGUUCGGUUCUGCCAGGUGGUACUAACAAUGAAAUGGAAGCGCAAGGACUCCUCACCGGCUUACCUUGGCUCUACCAGCAUCACAAGACUUCACUCAUACGGGUCAUCGGCGACUCUGAGGUUAUCAUUCAACUUGCGCUCGGAACGCAACGCGUACGAUCGCCCAAUCUGGUUCCUGCGCUUCGCGAAAUUUGA